CUAGAGGAGAGUCAGCGGCAGCAGCUUGAAGCGGUGAGCUACUCGUCGCGCUACACACUGGGCCUCUUCUACAAAGCCCAGGCUCACAUCGACGUCCCCUGGGCCGCCAAGUACGUCUCCAAUAAUCCCUGCAUUUGCUUUAUCGCCAUUGACGAUAAAAAGUGCAAUUUAGGUCAGUGCUCCCAUUCUCUUUCUCUGUGUGUGUGUGUUUUUCUGUCUGUCUCUCUUUAUUUCCACUCUUUUUCUGUCUGCGUCUCUUUUUAUCUCCUUUCUCUUUUCUGUUUGCUUUUCUGCAUCUCUGUCUCUGUCUCACUCUCUCCCCCCCUCUCUCCGUCUCUGGAAGGCAUGCAUCAGAAUUGCUCUCUAAUUGAGUGCCACUGUUCAGCAGGCAUUUAACUUUCCUCGCUAGCUUAUGCCUCCAGUCCACUGGAUUCUUCCUUGACUUUGUGAAGCUGCAUUUGGUGUACAUUCAAAAAAGUUAUGAUGUUUUCAUUCAAACUCAACCUCACUUUUUUGACGGUGCUGCCGUGCUGGGGAGAGCCUCCGUAGUUCCUAGUAUUUGAAUGGCUCUGUGAGUGUUGGGAUAGCCCAGUCCAUUGGUAGUCACACUUCAUUACUGAUUGAACACAGAAGGGAGAUGCAGCAGACACUGAGUAGGAGAGCACACACAGCACAACACCCUGAAAUCAGGCUUCUACACACACACACACACCAGCCUUCAUUAGCAGCUCUGCUAGAAAACUGCUGCUAUGAGAAGGAACAACAUAAUCUUAUAUCAGACCUGGAGGGGUGUGUGUGUGUGUGUGUUUGUUUCAGAGAGAGACAAAUAUGUAUUUGUGUGUGUGUGUGUGUGUGUGUGUGUGUGUGUGUGUGUGUGUGUGUGUGUGUGUGUGUGUGUGUGCGUGCUUCAGUGAGAAACGAUAGUGACUGUGUGUGUGUGUGUGUGCACAAGCGCAUGUUUGCACAUCACUCGUGUAUGUGUGAGAAAGAGAGCGAUAGAUAGUCUUUGAAAGUGUGCACGCACCUGUCACCUCUCAUCCACUCCAGUGUUCGGAAGGCAAUAUCCUAAUUAGAGGAGCUGGUAAAUGUUUCAUUCUACAAGGCUCCUCUGCCGGGUGCUGCUACUGCGCUCCUCCUCUCGCCCUCCCCCGCUACGCUUGAAUCUUCUUUUUCAUUUGUGUAAUGUAUUUUGCUUGUAGCUCAAGUAAGCAGGGGGUAUUAGGGAUGAUUUCUGACUGGCCCUUUGAAAGCCUGUGAAUGCAGAGAGCAGGAGUGGCACCGUAAGAAUAGCUGUGGAGCGUCUCUCCAACUCUUUGGAGUGAUCUAAAAUGGGGAGCUUGCUGUGACCAGGGGAACAGGUGUCAGGUCACACUUGUCACACACAGAGCACACAGGACAGGACAAUGGCCCUCCUGUGUCACCACCAAGACAGGACGGUCCCCUGAGGAAGAUUUAGGAGUAAACAGCUACAUGUUCAGAGUUUCAUCUGUACUCCGAUUGGAAUGAAAUAUGCAAGUGAGUUAACAACUCGUGCAAAUUGCACAAUGCAUAAUUUGGUGCCAACUUGCUCUGAGUGGAGCCUGUCUACCCAGUGAACUUAGUAACCUGUGUGUUUUUCUAUUACUUCUCCCUCAGAAGAAGAGUUUGUGCCAGUCUCUCACCUACUUACCUUCCUACCUACACACUGUUUCCCCACCUCUUUCUGUCUCUUUAUCUUGAACUUUUUCUCAUACUUCUCUCAUCUUUGUUUUGUCUUCCUCCUCUUUCUUUCUCUCCCUCUCUCAUUUUCUCUCUCUGGCUGGCCCUAUGCCUGGGCACUCUGAUGUCAAAAACUGGUUAGGGUGGCUCUCUUACCCAUGAGCCAAACCAGAAUGGCCCACUGGACAGAAGUAGGACAGACCCCAGCAAAUGGGUGCUGUAGCCUGUCUGUGUGCUAUAGUCACUGUCACCAAACUGGAGUCUCCCUGUCCCUACACUGUCCCCACAGUGACCAUCCCUAGUUCCCCACAAGGGAGUUCAGCAUCUCCAGCUUGGCUCCAAACAAAACAACCGGCUGUGUUUUGAUGUGUGUGCGCUCACUCCCGCAACGUUGUCCCGUCUGCCGCUUAAAAAAACGAGCCAAGCUGGAGGAAAUGAUUGACCUUGUAGUAACUGUUUCCCGCUCCAGCAGGUCAAUUGCGGGACAUGUUUAUUGGCGGCAGUAAACCAUUAUUCUCCAAAAUCAGUUUAAAUAUGGUUUUAAGACGAUGUCAUUAGAGAGAACUUCAUGACGUACAGCCUCAAUAAAUCAAUGCAAAACAUCCUGUAUGGUUCAGAGCCGAGAGGAGCUCUGUCUGUCUGUCUGUCUGUCAUUAGAAACAGGAUCUCACCGUGUCCACUCCCCGCAUGAUGUCACCACCACACAACCGGAUCCUCAGCAGACAGCACUCCAAGCCUUUUUGUUGUGUGUACAGUUACCAAACACUCAACAUACAGUGCAUUGGGAAGGUAUUCAGACCCCUUCACUUUUUCCACAUUUUGUUACGUUACAGCCUUAUUCUAAAAUUGAUUAAAUAAAUAAAAAUUCUCAUCAAUCUACACACAAUACCCCAUAAUGACAAAGCAAAAACAGGUUUUUAGACAUUUUUGCAAAUGUAUUAAAAAUAGAAAAACAGAAAUACCUUAUUUACAUAAGUAUUCAGACCCUUUGCUAUGAGACUCGAAAUUAUAGCUCAGGUGCAUCCUGUUUCCAUUGAUCAUCCUUGAGAUGUUUCUACAAUUUGAUUGGAGUCCACCUGUGGUUAAUUCAAUUGAUUGGACAUGAUUUAGAAGGGCACACACCUGUCUAUAUAAGGUCCCACAGUUGACAGUGCAUGUCAGAGCAAAAACCAAGACAUGAGGUUGAAGGAAUUGUCCGUAGAGCUCAGAGACAGGAUUGUGUCGAGGCACAGAUCUGGGGAAGUGUACCAAACAUUUCUGCAGCAUUGAAGGUCCCCGAAAACACAGUGGCCUCCAUCACUCUUAAAUGGAAGAAGUUUGGAACCACCAAGACUCUUCCUAGAGCUGGCCGCCCAGCCAAACGGAGCAAUCGGGGGAGAAGGACCUUGGUCAUGGAGGUGCCCUUGAACCCAAUGGUCUUUCUGACAGAGCUCCAGAGUUCCUCUGUGGAGAUGGGAGAACCUUCCAGAAGGACAACCAUCUCUGCAGCACUCCACAAAUCAUGCCUUUAUGGUAGAGUGGCCAGAUGGAAGCCACUCCUCAGUAAAAGGAACAUGACAGCCCGCUUGGAGUUUGCCAAAAGGCACCUAAAAGACUCUCAGACCAUGAGAAACAAGAUUCUCUGGUCUGAUGAAACCAAGAUUGAACUCUUUGGCCUGAAUGCCAAGUGUCACGUUUGGAGGAAACCAGGCACCGCUCAUCACCUGGCCAACACCAUUCGUACGGUGAAGCAUGGUGGUGGCAGCAUCAUGCUGUGGGGAUGUUUUUCAGUGGCAGGGACUAGGAGACUAGUCAGGAUCGAGGGAAAUAUGAACGGAGCAAAGUACAGGGAGAUCCUUGAUGAAAACCUGCUCCAGAGCGCUCUGGAUUCAGACAGGGGUGAAGGUUCACCUUCCAACAGGACAACAACCCUAAGCACACAGCCAAGACAACGCAGGAGUGGCUUCGGGCAAGUCUCUGAAUGUCCUUGAGUGGCCCAGUCAGAGCCCGGACUUGAACCCGAUCGAACAUCUCUGGAGAGACCUGACGUUCCCAUUCAACCUGACAGAGCUUGAGAGGAUCUGCAGAGAAGAAUGGGAGAAACUCCCCAAGUACAGGUGUUCCAAGCUUGUAGCGUCAUACCCAAGAAGACUCGAGGCUGUAAUUGCUCCCAAAGGUGCUUCAACAAAGUACUGAGUAAAGGGUCUGAAUACUUAUGUAAAUGUAAUAUUUCAUAUUUGCAAAAAUAAAUGUGGAAAAAGUGAAGGGGUCUGAAUACUUUCCGAAUGCACUGUACAUACACACAGCAACCUCACAGGCUGACUGAGUGAGACAUUUACCUAACAAAUCAAGCUGGUCUUGUUACAUUUAUGCAGAAGCAGGGGCUUCUGGGUACGGAAGUCUGGCUCAUUAAAAAGCCAUGACGUGUCUUGUCGGAGGAUCCCCGUUUGGUAUUGGCAUGUGACUCUUAAUAAAGCAUCAGGACGGAGAUAAGAACCUACUUUUUUGUCCUGGAGUCAGAAUCCCAUCAAAGUAUUCCGCUGUCAGAUUAUGGGAACGACCUUAAUGCCAAGGAUGAUUUUGGAUUAUAUUAAGCAAAAAAUUGUCAAAGACUCCAGCCACCCUAGUCAUAGACUGUUCUCUCUGCUACCGCACAGCAAGUGGUACCGGAGCGCCAAGUCUAGGACCAAAAGGCUCCUUAACAGCUUCUACCCCCAAGCCAUAAGACUGCUGAACAAUUAAUGGCCACCUGGACUAUUUACAUUGACCCCCCGCCCCCCACACACACACACUCGCUGUUUAUUAUCUAUGCAUAGUCACUUUACAAAUGACCUCGACUAACCGGUACCGCCGCACAUUGACUCGGUACUGGUACCCCCUGUUAUGUAAUUUUCUUGUGUUAUUUUUAGUUUAUUUAGUAAAUAUUUUCUUAACUCUAUUUCUUUAACUGCAUUGUUGGUUAAGGGCUUUUAAGUAAGCGUUUCACGGUAAGGUCUACACCUGUUGUAUUCGGCACAUGUGACAAAUAAAAUUGGAUUUGAUCUUAGUUUUUUCCGUCUCCAGCUGUUCAAGUCUGAGGUCUUUUAUUUUAGUUCUCUCUGAAAAAGUAUCUUCUCAAUACAUUAUGAUGAUGGUGCUUUCACUGACUUAGAAGUCGAUUCUGAUGAAGGUCAGUAUGGCCAAAACAUAAUUGUCUUAAAAAACGAAUUGAAUAAAAAAUUCUGAACUGAACUGUGUUCUUAGCUGUGCCAUAUACCUGUGUGUCCCUGUGCUGUGCUGUGCAAAGUCAUGGUGGUAUGGUUCUGAACUGUGCUGUAUGUGCUUGCCUGUGCAAAAUCCCCUGAAUGCGGUCCCUCCAUGGUGGUCCACACCACUGUUCCAUUUGGUAUCAAACACCUGGAGGAGGCCAAGGAGCAGGUGGAGCCUACCAUCCUGGAGGAGCUGAACAAGCUGCUGCCUGGCUUGCCACAGCCCGACAGCAUCAAGUGCCAGAAGUGGAGAUACUCACAGGUGAGAGGGGUUACUCAGACAGGAGUUUUACUGUAUUACUUCCUCGAGUGAGGAGAGAUAAUACCAGGAGUUUUAUUUCAUUCAUUCAUUGAGAGAAGAGGAAGUAUACCAAGAGUUUUUUUCUUAAUAAAUACUUUAAGAGAAAUAACUGUUGCUACUUCAUAAUCCUGUCAAGAUACAUGGAAGAAUGUCUAAGUAGAGGGUUGACUCGGUUCAAUAAAACUACUCUUCUGUGUAAAGCACCAUGAUGAGUGACCAUCAUGAUCUAUCACGAUCACACCCUACUAAACUUCAAUGUAUUACGUUUCUCUGCUUGUGUAUACCACAUGAGUGUAGUAUACGGAGACUGGUUGGACAUGUUGUUCCUUUUUCAAGUAGCUCCAAUGUCCUGUUUACUCUGAUGUUUCCCUGAAUUUCUGUGUGCUUCUUGGACCAGAUACUGUGACUUUAUUUACACUACUUAUGUCCAGCAAGAACAUGUCCUCCAAGGGCUCUCAGAGCUGUUCAUCACUCUUCUGUAGUGAGUGAAGUACACACUCAGUGAUUACAUCACUCAAUCUCUUAGAUGUGCUCUCUCUAGCUAUCUCUCUCUCUCUUUCGCUCCAACACACACCCACACAUCCUCUGCUAAGGGAGGCUGGGCUGGGCUGGGGGUCAGAGGCCACAGAACAUCUGUGUGGGAGGCCACAUCACUGGGAGUGCCAGAGCAUGGGCCAAGGCCCACUGGAACUGGAUGGGCCAUGAUAGAACACACACACACACAAGCACAUUCGUACUAUAAUAUAGACACACACACGUGCAUAAUGGAAUGCGCACACACACACACAUAUGCACACUCACUCAUACUGUACACACAUCAGCUCCCUGUCAAAUGCACUAGCAGUUAUUCUAACAAAGACCAUUGUGACAGAGAGACACAAAUAAAUGAUUGACCCUAACAGUUAUAGCAGUUAACUGUUGCUAAAAUGUAGGUUAUAGGUUGCUUUCUCUUUAGAUUGCUUCUCUUAUGAAACAGACAUAUUCUCAGCUGCCGAAUUCUCUUGCUUUCCUUGCGAUUAAACUUGUUUAUAUUGGGGGAUUUAUCUUAACGUCCCAAAUCCUCCUCCUCCGCGCUCCGUGCUCUUUGCCCUGGAAAAUCAGCCUCACACUGUAUAUGGAGACGGCAGGGCCCAGGGCUGCUGUAUCAACUUACCACUAGAGUGAACCAAACAAUUUGUCCAUGGCCACAUUUCAACAAAAAUGCUUAUCAUCAAUUGAUUUACAUGGUGAUGACCUUUCAAGGAUGCAUGAGCAAACAAAAAAAUUAUGUUUUGGGGGAGGAGUGGGGAUGAAGGGAGGUGGAGGGUGGGGGUUAUGAUAGCAGCACAUAGUAGCCUAUAACGAUGCCUAUUAAAAGCCCCAGCAGGAAAUGGAUACUAUUUCCUUACCCUUAGCGGUGCAGGGCAGCGUACCUUGAUGUUUAUCUAUCUGCUGCCUCUCCUCUUAGAAUGGCCAGCAGAAGCCUCUGACAGAAGCUACAACACGUACACAGGCUUGUGUGUUUACACUCCCAAGUCAUUAACACACAACUCUCAGCGUUCAGGAUUUUAACAUGAGGAAGACAGUUGGCUGCAAGGCUGAUUUGAUAUCUGUGUGUCUAGCCAAAGGCAGUGCAUUUUAUGGCUUGAUCUGUGGUAUCCCACCACGUAUAUCCAGAGGUAACUUGAGCACAGAUAGUUUUCUGGAUUUCAGGAUAAUUGUAGCACAAACAAAUCAUCGUCUCAAUAUGCAUUCUACUGUAGCUGUAGAAAUAGAUAAAUCUGUGACCAUGACAACCAUUGGGCUCCAGUAGUGUAGUAUACAAUCAAUGCAUUAUUUAUCAGUGAAGGACAGUGAGCUGCCAAUUCCACUCAAUUGCUCAGCAGCAGCAUGAAGGACUAAUCAGCCCUCUCUAUUGGGUCUAGUGAUCGUUAGGGCCACUCCACCUGCUGCUCUAUGGCCCUCAUUUCUCUCUCUCUCUCCAUCUACCUAUUUUUCUUUCUUUCUUUCUUUCUUUCUUUCUUUCUUUCUUUCUUUCUCUCUUUCUUUCUUUCUUUCUUUCUUUCUUUCUUUCUUUCUUUCUUUCUUUCUUUCUUUCUUUCUUUCUUUCUUUCUUUCUUUCUUUCUUUCUUUCUUUCUUUCUUUCUUUCUUUCUUUCUUUCUUUCUUUCUCUCUACCCCCCAACCCCUCUCACUUUCUCUACUAAUUAGGUGAGGAGCUCGGUGGCCGACUGCCCAGGGCAGAUGACGCUGCUGUCCCAGCCUAUGUUGGUGUGUGGGGGCGACGGCUUCACACAUUCCAAUUUCGACAGCUGUAUCGAGUCUGCCCUGAAGGUGUUUGACAUUCUGAAGUCCUCUCUCUGAUGCCUUAAGGGGUGGUAGGGGGGAUGGGAGUAUAGUGUGGGGGUUCUAUGUGUACAGUAUGCUAGCCCAGAGAGGGGGGUACUGCCAUUGAAACAUUACCCUAACCCCCCCCCUCCAGUUGAACUGUCCACUUAAGUACUUGAUAUGUAUUUGACAUGUUGAUGAUAUGCUGUGUUCACGUGUGGUUAGAUGUGAAACAGGUGUGUAUAACACACCCUAUGACCCACUAAUUCUUCAAGGUGGACCGUGAUUCCGUUCCAAUGAAGUACUUUACUGAAAGUAAAUAUGGUGUUGUUACUCAGGAUUUCUCUCUAAACAUCUGAUUUUGGUUCAGAUUGAAUAAAAAAGUGUCAAACCAUCUCCCCCUUUGUUUCUGUAACUCCACUUUCUUCUCUCACUUAUAAACAGAAAGAUGGCAGGUGGUAUGGGAACCAAUCCGCACAGAGCUCAGAGCAAAGUCGUACAAAAUGGAUGUAGGUAGUCAAAAAGCAAUUAGAAAGUAAUCAGGAUCCCUUAAUGACUUCUAAAUGCAUUAGGCAAAGUAGACACACUAUGAACUGUUUGAGUAAUACCAUAUCAUACCCUCCAUUGAUACAGCCAGAGGACUCAGGGUAUGACUGCCUGGUAUGGCUAACACCAGGUCUGCCCUGUGCUCAUGGAGGUCAAGUGUCCCGGUGAGAGCCCUGUGGCCCUGCCAACCCUGCCACCCCCCUACGGCGCCCGUGACGGUGUAAUUCCACCCGGGGCAGCCGCCCGCCAC
Coregonus sp. 'balchen' is the source of this 8328-nucleotide messenger RNA. Lineage: Eukaryota; Metazoa; Chordata; Actinopteri; Salmoniformes; Salmonidae. The record is from the annotation of a GenBank genome assembly.